Messenger RNA from Xyrauchen texanus (razorback sucker), 986 nucleotides. RefSeq lists its product as uncharacterized. The transcript is spliced from 3 exons. Bases 179 to 916 code for a protein of 245 amino acids. The record is from RefSeq and is a predicted model, not a curated record. Lineage: Eukaryota; Metazoa; Chordata; Actinopteri; Cypriniformes; Catostomidae.
UGAAGCUGCAGUCGUUGAUUUGGUGUUGGAGGAAAAUGCGUUUCUCCGGGAGGAAAAUCGCCUGUUACGCCAACAGAUCGAGGGGCUUACACUGAGGCAGCGGUUCGGCAUUCAUCGUUUUGCUGCCUCGGACAAGGAUAUCAGGUUCUUUACAAGGUUUGCAUCAUAUGAUCUACUGAUGCGUUUCUGGGGCUUGAUUGCGAACUCACUACCAUCCAUGCGGGACCUUGCUGACCGGUAUGGUAUUCAUCAGUCCACGGUCAGCAGAAUCAUUACUACAUGGAGCAACUUCCUGUUCACAGUACUCGGCUCAGUGAGGAUCUGGAUACCUGAAGAGGAGAUACAGAGAAAACUGCCUGCAGACUUCAAGGACUACCCCGACACCACAGUCAUCCUUGACUGCACUGAGCUGAGGUGUCAAUGCCCAUCUUCCCCUCUCCUCCAAAGUGAGGUAUUUUCCUCCUACAAGUCCCACUGCACUCUGAAGGGGCUCAUUGGGAUCGCGCCACAUGGGCCAGUGACAUUUGUGUCUGCGCUGUAUGCUGGGUCUAUCAGCGACAAACAGAUUACCCGUGAAUCUGGUCUCCUCAGUCUGCUCAAACCUGGGAUGGCUGUCAUGGUAGACAGAGGUUUCCUCAUUAAUGACAUUGUGCCCUGCAAGGUUUACAGGCCAGCCUUCCUCUCUGGCAGGCCUCAAAUGUCUGCAUCUGAGGUUAGGGAGACCCAGGCCAUAGCACGUGUAAGGGUGCAUGUGGAGCGCUUCAUUCGCCGGGUCAAAGAGCACAAUUUUUUCGAUUCUGUGAUUCCCCUACGGGUUUUUGGGAGCAUCAACCAACUGUACACGGUGGCUUGUCUCCUUACAAACUAUGAAAAUGGGCCACUGGUAAAGGCCUGGGCAAAGAAGCCUGAGAUCUGAGGAUUUCCAACGUGCAACCACACUGUAUAUUUAUACACUUUCAUAAAGGCACUGCAUAUCAGGCUUUCAG